UUUUCUUGAGAAGAUUUAGAUUCAGCGUGGGGCUGAAGUCACAGGCAAACAAUCGAAAAACAAAAAGAGAAUUAAGUUUUGUUCGGCGUACCAUUAACGACUGUCGUUUUGUUUUUGUUUCCAAUAGUUCAAUGUGCAAUAGUUAAAAAAACCACUGCUACCAAUCAAGUGCUUUUAUAUCUCUUAAAAUUUUUAAGCCACUUGUAUUUUUCAUAGGGUGUUAUAUAACUUCUAGAUGGGGGAAAAUAUACCUGCUAAAAUACCAGCAUUUCCUCUCCAUCUUCACGAGGCGUUUUGGUAUUUUCAGAUGAUCGCGGGCGCCUGAGAAGUGUGCGCCGAUAAAUUGGUGCUUUCCCCGAAAAAGUGACCAAUAGCAGUCUAACUGCGGCGAAGACAGGUCUAAUUUCACCAUAUCCGACAUGGCAGAGGCUCAAGGCAUCGGCCCGGUAACCCGGACCGCCCGCGAAGUGCAGCAAAACUUUGCCGAAUCCCUCGGCUUUGCGGAGGAGAUCAUCUGGGAUCUGCUAUCCCAAGAGCAAUCGGGAAUACUGAAAAACAAGCUCAAGGAGCUGAUCCGCGAUCCCAAGCCGCCCGGCGGAGGCUCGCUGGCCGACGAGAAUAAACACCUAAAGAUCAUCGCCGAAAAUAAGAUAGCGCGCGAAAUCAUCUUCAAUGCCGUGUGGGAGCAGCGAAAAUACACCAAUCGGCAGUCGCUGACGUCAAUCAUCUACGUGAUGGUGGUCGACGGCAUUGACGAUGUGAAUCGCGCCGAGGACAGCGUGAAGUUCUCCUGCCAUCCGGUUUUCCGUUGCCGCCGCUGUCUCCAUAGCAGCACUGGCACUAGCAGCGAUAGCUCCAAUUGCUGCAACGUAUUCGUGGAUGACAACGGACGCGUCUACCAGAACUGGGAACAAUAUGUGGCCAGCAAUGAGCUGCCCGCCGGUGUAAUGGUGGCCCCUGAGCGGGGAAUUUACCGCGUUGUCAGGGAUCAGGUGCGCCUGGACAAGUAUGUAACGCCGGCGGGCAGCACCAACAGAAAGGUGCUUGGGUAUCUAGACACGGGAUCAGCUGUGGGAGGCUUUGCCGCAGCCUGCAUCCCAAUCGCAGGACUUCUCACGCUCCCCGUGUCUGCUCCGGCGAUGGCUAUAGCAGGAGUCAUGGGCCUAGCCUGUGCCGGCUACGCCACGGCCCGUUCGGGCGCCAGGUUGGUGGAUCGCAGCCAGCAUGAGCAGUCGAUCAGUGUGGCAGACCGCGAGGCGCGCGGCCAUUGGCUGGGCGUGGUCGCAGGUGGUGUUGGGGUGGCAGCAGCAGGCGCCACCCAAGCCGUGUCGGCGGCUACGAACGCCGGGCGGGAGGUGGGGGCGAUUGCCCAAAUGACGGUGAACGGCAUGAACAUAUCCUCGAUCGUCAUCUCGGGCACUGGAGUGGCCAACGGAGUGCUGGACUUGAUACUGAAAAUGCAAGAUGGCGAUGACAUCAGCGCCAUGGACGUGCUGCAGUUGUCCGCUUCGUUGGUGCUAUUCACACACAGCGUCUACAAUUUCAAGCUGGCCUCGACCAUUAUCAACGAGACGGCCAACAGGAAUAUAGCGGGCUAUCGGGACACACUCAGCAAUCGCCAGAGGCGCGCCUUUGACAAGGCCUCCAAGGAAACUGUCCGACUGCGAGGCAACACGCGCGGCAAGCUGGACAUCAUUCGCAACGUGAACGAGGUGCCCUCGAGGCAGCAGUUUAAUGACCUCUACAAGAUCAAUAAGAACAUGAACCAGGAGGGCGUGCGUUACGCAUUCGCACCAGAAGGAAAUGGCUUCGUGCUUAACGGUGAGGUGCAGACGUCGGCGUCGGAUUUGCGAGCGAGUGUACAGCACAACCAGGGCCCAAAUAUACUGGGCCAGGUGUCUCAGCCGAUCCCCUCAAGUCAUGCCGGCUCAGGCAAUUUGCAGCUUGAUGGCCUAAAUCAGGUUUCCCGCCUGAUUGGACCCCUGCCGACGGCCACUCCGCGCCCGGAGCCGGCCACCUAUGCAGUCGGCGUGUUCGUCUUGGAGCUCAGCUCCGUGAUGGUGGGCGGCGUGGUGUUUGUGCUGGAGAAAUACGGACGCAUCAUCUUCGAGCACGUGGUCAACGCCGAGAGCUUCGAGAACCUGAUUAGCAGCAUGGCCGACAAUCUGGAGCCAGAAGUUUUCGACCUAAUUAUGAAGCUGACAAGGACCUUUAUGGACACCAUGCUGGACGAAUUGACCACAGUGUUGAAGUUCUAUAUUUCAACUGAAUCAGUACUGUUCCGCAUUUUGGACCAGGUGAUGAGAAAAUUCCGCCAUAUGACCUGCAAGGAGUUGGAGAUCCGCACCGGGGACAUCUUCAUGGCUGUGAAGCGUUACUUUAUGUCCCUUAACCCGAACGCGUAUCUUGGUCUCCUCGAGAAGUGCAAGGUCUGUGAGGGCUACUUCACGAUUACGCCGUUGUAGAUUUCCAAUCAAUGGAUAAGAGCGAGAGUGAUAAUUGGUGCCUUAUCUUAAUAACAAAAAACAUAUUUAAAAUACUGACAUUUUUGUAAAAAGCAUUUGUGGAUUUAAUCAAAUCUAGCUAAGAACUUUUCUCAAAAUAUGAGUGAGCACAAACUUGACAUUAACACAAAUAAAAUAUUUGUUUUAAAUAAUAAUAAACUGCAAGACA
Messenger RNA from Drosophila kikkawai, 2673 nucleotides. RefSeq names its product pastrel (gene pst). Lineage: Eukaryota; Metazoa; Arthropoda; Insecta; Diptera; Drosophilidae. The record is from RefSeq and is a predicted model, not a curated record.